GGGGCGCUGCCUUGGGAAGUUGGGGCGAGGCGCGCCGGGUAUGCGCCAUCACCAUGUCCAGCCUGAGCUCGUGGCUUGGGGGGGUCCAGUGGCUGGUCUUGGUGUCGCUCUUCGUCGUGGCCCUGGGCACGGUGGGCCUGUACCUGGCCCAGUGGGCGCUGGCCAGGGCGCGACCCCGGUCCCCGCGGCGGGCUGCCGAGGCUGGCGACGGCCGGCGCCCCGAGUCGGACGCGCUGCUCGCCUGGAUGCUGACGCGGAGCAGCUGGAGGAGCCAGUGGCAGGCCGCCUGGGUGACCGCCCUGAACGAUGAGGCCAAACGGAAAGGGGGCCCGCUGCUCCUGUCCUUCGAGGAGGACCCGCGGCCACAGCCCCUGGAGCUGGUGGUGCAGCAGGUCUCCAGUGUGGCCAGGUCAGCCCAGGAGAAGGUGGUGUCCUGUCACGUGGUGGGGGAGGCCGCACAGCUCCUGGUCAGGGCGGGGCGCGCCUCCCCGGAAGCCGUGGGCAGCCAGCUCUACUGCGUGGGGCUCUCCCCGUUCCAUCUCCAGCUGGAGCUCCACAUGAGGGAGAAGAGCGACGACAUCCAGAUCAAGUGGUCCUUCGUCAGCACUCCGGAAACGGCCAUUACCGUCCAGCCCAAAGCCCCGGACGAGCAGGACCGGGUGGCCGAGACACAAGCAGUGUCUGAAACCCUCAAGGAUAUCUUGAAUCACCUGGUCGGUUCUGCCUCGCCGUCGCUGGUUCUGAGCACCAAGCCUGUGGAUGUGAGGGAAGCUCAGAGCCUGCGGCACACCUCAUCCUGCACUCAGGAAUCCUGCCCACCCAAACCUCCGAGGGCCCAUGAGCUCAAGCUGUUGGUGAAGAAUGUCCGAGCGUCGCUGCUGCACGGCCCUGGUGCUCCAGGCAGCGUUAACCCACAGUGCGUAGUUCGGCUGGAUGAUCCCGUUCAGAAGUUCAGCGCCCUCGCGAAAAACGCCAUGGACCUCACCUGGGAAGAAGAGUUCACGUUUGAGUUGAAUGCCAAAUCCAAGGAGCUGUACCUGCAGAUUUCAGAGGAUGAACAAUCACCAGAAGCUCGGCGGGCGACUGCGACCAUCCCUUUAGAUUUGUUCAAGAAGCAGCCGGCGGGGCCCCAGAGCUUCGCGCUGACCAGCGGCUCGUCCUUCGGCAGCUUGGUGCUGGGUUCCGUCACCGCAGAGUUUUCUUACAUAGAGCCCGGCGAAGUGAAAUCCUGGCAGGCUCCCCCGCCCGUGCCGGCCGCGAAGGUGGAAAAAGACCGCACGGUGAUGCCAUGUGGGACCGUGGUCACGACUGUCACUGCCGUGAAAACCAAGCCUCGCUUUGACACGGGGAGGGCGUCCCCGCUGAGCUCUGAGUCUCCUGUGAGGACACCUGUCAAGGUGAAGGUCAUCGAGAAGGACAUCUCUGUCCAAGCCAUCUCCUGCCACGGCGCUCCCGUCAGUAAGACGUUCUCUUCUUCGGACACAGAGCUCCUGGUGCUGAACGGCUCGGACCCCGUGGCCGAAGUUGCCAUCCGCCAGCUCAGCGAGUCCUCAAAGCUGAGGGUCAAGUCUCCGCGGAAGAAGAGCACCAUCAUCAUAUCGGGGAUCUCCAAGACCUCCCUAUCUCAGGACAGUGCCGCUGCCCUCAUGCUGGACUACACGGCCUCCACGGACAGCACCGGCCAGGAGCACACCCUGUCCCCCGCGGGGGCGGCCGCCGGGUCUGCCCUGCCGGAGGAAGAGGCCCCCUCCCCUGCCCCGCUGGCCCCGGAGCCCCAGGAGAGCGAGCUUGGCUCCUGGGACCUGGACCCGGAGCCACAGGCCCCGCUGGGGCUCGAGGGGGACGAGCUGUCGGAGAGCUCGCUGAGCGUCUCGGAGCCGGGCGCCGCCAAGAAGCAUAAAGGAGGGAUUCUGCGGAAAGGCGCGAAGCUGUUCUUUCGCCGGCGGCACCCCCAGAAGGACCCUGGCAUGAGCCAGUCGCACAACGACCUCGUGUUCCUGCAGCAGCCGGAGGGGGCCCGGAGGAAGGGGGCCACGCUCACCAGGAUCCUGAACAGGAAACUACGGUCCAGGCAUGGGAGCAAGAGCGCCAUGAACGGGGCCCCGCUGGACCCUGUGGCCGGCGGCCUCCCCCUGCCCCACCAGGAUGCCGGCCGACGCAUGCCCGCCUAGCCACCCCCGGGACGGAGGAGAGUGCCUGGAGCCAUCAGCUGGCCGCCCCCGCCUAUGCCAUCCUGUCAAGGCUGGGUCUCCAGGGGCUUUGCCCAGAGAAAAGUCGUGAAGUCCGACUUGCCAUCAGAUGCCAAAGCGGACCUGAAGGCACUGCCACACGGGCCGUGCCCAGAACUGAAGUUAAAUAUUUAGACGAUUUGCAUUAGGAACUAGAGAACAUCCUGUAAUGGACAGGGACAGGGCCGGUUUGAGGGGACUCUCAUCUCCCCCACUCUGUGCUCCAACAUGUAUUCUCUUGGGUCUGUGCCUGGACCGCGUCUGCUGUCACUGUGAAUGGAACAGACGGGUCACCUCUCCUGACUGGCUGCUCAGAGGAGCACAGCGCGGCUGGCCUUGGGUGCGGAGAGGCGGGACGAGGUGGGUUUUGGGGUCAAUAGAGAAAUCGAGGUAUUGGAGACACUGUGACAAAGGUAGAAACAUAGUUGCCUUUGAUAGUAGCCAUAUAACUUGAAAAGUAUACAAACACUAGAUCUAUCCCAUGCACAUGACCUUGAGCACUCCUGUAUGUUUCCGUUGCUAGUGGGCGACCUGUAAACUCCCAUGAGCUUUUCCCAGUCUCCUCUGUGGUUUCAAAAGGGCCCAGAAUACCCAUGGCGUAGUCAGCAGGUGGCUUUUUUCCCACCACCUCGCUCCCCUGCUGGGUACUUGUUAAACAGCGCGGGGAGGGACCUCUGGAAUGAAGUCGGGGGCAGUGCCCCACGCAGGCUUGCUUUCCUUUGGGCCAGGGUUAGUUUGCCAAAUGUUGCCAGUAGUUGAAACAAAGGACUUCUGGGACAAAAGAGAAGCUCUCGAGGUGUCACGUGUGAGUCUUAGGGAUGCAUUUAAUAGGAACAAAUGAGCCAAACGUUCGUCACACUGUUCCGGGAGCUCUGAGGACCGGCCGGGGACAGUGCUGGAUGCGUUCGGCGGGGGAGGCGGGGCGCUUGCUCUGAUUUCCAGGGAAAAACAGAUAAAUGUGGCGCACAAGGUGCGCACCCCCUGUGCCCUUCAGGCCACGUUCCUCACCUGCGCAUCUGUCCACGGGCUUGCACGCUGGCCCGUGCCUCCUGGAGUGGCCACUCGGCGGGGACAGGCUUGCUAGGGCCGAGGUCGUCCGUGUGACAGGCUCUGAUGCUUUAGUAAGACUAGCUUUCUUCCAAGAAGAUUUAAAAGGCCAUCGCGGAGCCUUGACUUUUGUCAUGGGUGUGAUAGCUCUUCCUACAAACACUCUUGUUCGUCCUGAAACUCGUACUUCAGGGGGAAGAGCCACGGCCAAACAGAAACCAUUUUGAAAACCAAAAUCAUCAAACUUACCCCCCCCUUUUUUCUCGAGGGAGAGAUUAGAAGACUACAAUAAAAAUUGUACUGAAAAAUACACAUUUAAAAAAUCUCUCGGUGUCCCAGGAAUUAAUCAAAUGACUGUAAAACAGCUUUCUUCACCAUCUGCUGUUCCUAAGACAAUGUUCGGGUCCUCACCGUAAAGCACCUUGUGGCCUUCGGGACGUGUGGGUCCCGGGCGAGUCCCCCAGGCUGGUAACCUCUGCCCGGCUCCGGGGCGCAGAGGCCCCUUUGUUCUGUCGGAAGGACUGUUCCUCCUCGUGUGGAAGGCGGGGCUUGGGACAUUCACGAUUACGCGUAAGAAGGCCUCAAGUGUCAGAAUUUCAGGCCCCGAUCGGAAGUUCUUAGUACAGUUUUCUGUUUGAUUUUGCAGCUCAGUUUAUUCUCUGUGACGGUAUCAGAGCUUUACUCAAGAGCUUUCAGCUCGCCAAGAAAAGGAAGCGUCUCCGCCAUCCCCAGCCCCGAUCAACCCCACGAGGGUUUUGUUCACCGAUUUCACUUUUGUGAAGCAGGCUCUGGUUUCUCCACUUCCCGGUGACUUGAAGCCCCUUGCGGGUCGCGGGCAGGUGAUAGGCGGGCUGCCUCUGUCCCAGGAGUGAAGCAGGACCGUCACAUGCGACGGGGAGCGUGCUGUGCGGAGACCCAUGUGUCUGUGUGUCUGUCCGGCACACGUCAAGGUCCAGAGGCCCCUCAGGAUGCACACACGUUUUCUCCAGCCGAGGGCCUUUCCCGAAGUGACAGAGGACAGGGUCGUGGCAGUGUGGGGCGGAAGGGCGCGUGAGGGCCGUGCUGUGAAAACGGGCCUGUUGAUACUGCGGUCGCUUCGUCCAUGGCCGCUUCCCAGGCCUGUGCUUUCCUGGGUGGGGAUUUACGUGACCGUGAGCGUUGUGAAGUCAACACGGGGUCCGGCCACGAGACGAGUACUACACAGAGCAGUUCAGAAAGCACCUUAUUCCCUUCCCUUGGGCGUCAGCGGCAGGAGGCCUUUUGUGUCUGUCUGUCUUCGUGACAUUCUUCUCAAUGCUGGGCUGUGAACGGGUCAUCUACGCGUCAGGAACCAGAUGCUCACGUUGGUUCUGGUGCGCUGGGCACACUGCCCGGGGUUCAGGACUGUGCCCGUGAUCUUUGCAGAGGCUCACAGGGAAGCCCUGAGUGUGAGAGUGUGUGUGUGUGUGUGUGUGUGUGUGCGCGCGCGCGCGUUAUUAAUGUAGCAAUAAGAGAAGCAGCGAUCUCAGUGUCCCAGCUGAAAACCCGCUGUGAGGAAGAAGGUUGAGACAGAGCACUUUAUAUAAACCGAGCCUCAAGGUUAAGUGGGAAAGCCAGCCCUUGAUUCCUCCCGAUGGCCACCUGUCCGGCCACUGCCCGCCAGCCACACACUGGGGGCCUGUCUCGAUUUCCGAUUGGUUUUACUGGAGAGAGCUGGAGCUGGCAGAUUCUCUUCUGGGGCAGAAGGGACAGAUUAAUUCCCACUGCUGCCACCAGCUGUGUGUGGGGGUCUUCUGGGUAACCGUCUCUCGUCUUGUGGUCUUGACACCCCACGACACAAGCCAGCGGUCACCGCAAGCCUGAACAUUUCUUUCCGCUGGGUGGGAAACGGGUCUCGCACUGGCGUAGACCCGGAUGCCAUGGCCUCUCUCUGCCACCGCACACCUGCUCAGGCCUGAUCACCAGAGCGUGUGGCACGGACACACUGGCACUGCUGCCUCCUGCAGAGCAGACUCGGGUCACAUCCAGGUCCUUUCCUUCAGCGUUCCUGUUAGACGUGCGAGGAGGCAUCGGAGCACAGCGGCCUGCCCGGUCCCCCGGCCCCCCAGCGCCCAGCCGCUCGGCGAUGUGCAGCUUAUAAUUUAGGCUUGUGGUUUUUCACCUCCAGUGUCACAUCAAAGCUACAAUUAAAUAAAUAAAACGGAAGGUUUUCCAGGUAUGUGGCGGGGUCUGGCUUAGUGGUCAAGUGUGGGGAUGAAUCUACUGUAUCACUCGGAGCACUUUAGAGAUGCGUCACUUGCUGUUGGCACCAAACCGCGGAAGGUGUCGCUGGGUCUCGAGCGGUCUCUGAACGAAAUAAACAUGCACACGGAACACUAA
This is a messenger RNA of Suricata suricatta (meerkat), 5633 nucleotides long. It is a transcript of the gene C2CD2, whose product is annotated as C2 calcium dependent domain containing 2. The record is from RefSeq and is a predicted model, not a curated record. The transcript is spliced from 14 exons. NCBI's taxonomy places the organism in Eukaryota, Metazoa, Chordata, Mammalia, Carnivora, Herpestidae. The coding region runs from base 54 to 2171 and encodes 705 amino acids.